GUUACUCCGUCCAUGUUUAUGGCGGACAAAUGCGCAGUAGAAGUCGUCAUAAAACUUGGAGGUUCUGCAGUUACGCACAAAAAUGUUUUUGAAACUGUCAAACGUGAGGCAAUCUUAGCUGCGGCUGAGCUGGUGAAAAAACUCCCCGCUGGAAAAUGUAUCGUCAUUCAUGGCGCUGGAUCCUUUGGACACUUUCAGGCCCAUGAGUAUGGAACAGCACAUGGAUUCUCAAAUGACACUUCAAAGGGCCGUAUUGGGUUUGCUAAAACCAGGCUCUCGGUGACCAAGCUGUUACAUAUAAUCACCGAAGUGUUUGUUGACAGUGGUAUUCCAGCAUUGGGAAUUUCACCUUGUGGAUCAUGGGUAACAAGGAAAGGCCGUGUCAACAGAGUGACAUUAAGCCCAAUCAUAGAACUUUUGCAAGAGGGUUUUGUGCCAGUUCUCCAUGGUGACUGUGUAUUGGAUGAUGCACAGGGUUGUGCUAUACUGAGUGGAGACAAAAUCAUUGAGAAACUGGUGGAAGAGCUUCGACCCAGACGAGUUGUGUUUUUGACAGAUGUAGAUGGGAUUUUUGACAAGCCUCCAGAAAAACCAGAUGCAUCAUUACUUAGAGAAGUGUUUGUUAAAUCCGAUGGGGGAUUUUCUAACGCCAUAACAACAUCAAGCCUUGAACAUGACGUCACAGGUGGUGUUCGCGGCAAGCUUCAAACAGCUUCUAAUAUCAUUCAUCUUUCUGAAGGAAAUACGCGGGUAUUUGUCUUGAAUAUAAUGUCGGGAUCUGAUGCAUACUCUGUUUGUGCUUUGGGUGUUCUGGAAGGUAAAGGGACAGAAAUAUUGGCAGAAAACGUUUAGAGCCCCGUAAAUUUUACCUCAGUGAAUUCUGAUGUAAGGUCUUCCGAAAACCUCGUCUUCGUCGCUCUUGUAAUGCCUGGUAGUCAAACAAGGCUCAGUUUUAGAGAUAAGACUCCCUUGCCAUGUGAAAAACAACCGAUGUACGUAUUUUUGAUACAAUAACUAAAAUAAAACGACAGAAUAAAUUUAGUAUACAAGGCUAUUGACAAGAAAGAGGCUAAGGUGUACAACGUUUGGUGUACAGUAAUCAUUUCUUCCUAAGCUUAAAUAUAUGUUUUUUCCUAAACAACAAACAUGGUGAGAUUCCUAAGUGAUACUUCUUGGUAGUUUUUUUUAAUCAAUUUUGCUUCGUUUUUCAUUUAUAAUUUAAGUUGGUUUAUAUGGACGAUACACAAAGAAACUUAAAAAGGGUUACGGUUUUUAAGAGGACGUGUGAAUUUUCAUGUUAAAUUCCAACUGUUAGCAGUUUUGUCGCGUUAGAUUGACUAUUGUCUCAAAAUAAUAAACAGGAUUCUCUGGUUACAUAGUGAGCAUUGUGGCAUUUUGUAUUCAUAUGAGGGUUAAUUGAGGUGUAAUGUUCCCUUAGUUAAUGCAUAAUACGACUGGUCUAGUUUUUCACUUGUCCUUGUU
Pocillopora verrucosa is the source of this 1482-nucleotide messenger RNA. RefSeq lists its product as uncharacterized. NCBI's taxonomy places the organism in Eukaryota, Metazoa, Cnidaria, Anthozoa, Scleractinia, Pocilloporidae. The record is from RefSeq and is a predicted model, not a curated record. Gene Ontology annotation, cellular component: cytosol. Gene Ontology annotation, molecular function: kinase activity.